AGAGAGAGAGAGAAAGAAAGAAAGAAAGUGUGUUCAUGCAACCUCCCCUUGCAUGAUGGAAGUAGAAAAAGGGGAACCUACACCAGCAGUGUAUUUUGUUGAUUUAGAAAUGCGCUCCUCGUGUCUAAAAGGAUUUUAGUGGAAAAUCGGAACUUCCCACACAUGCAAAUGCACCAGAAGGUUUACCAAUGAUGCGCAAAAGGCACAACGAGAUCCGCGCAAGUCCCUGCUGUAAAAGCCGCUUGGUGUCGAAAAUGUAACUAACGCCGAUAAUCUAAUACAUAACAACCGGGAAAAGGAAACCGCUCAGCCCGCCUCACUUCAUCCCCUCAACACGCCGACUUGAUGAAGCCCGUGGGGUCGUGCAGAAGAGCCGAUGAGCUGAGCGGGUAAGUUUUAUUACAGCUGGAUGCGGGAAGUUGGAAAGGCUGAGUAGAAAACAGGAGUCUUUUUGAACCUCCUGAUCCACUAAUGGAGGGCAUGCAUUGGUUUCGGCAAAGAUGGCAACAGUUGGCCUCCACAGAUUUAACGCAAGGCUGGUCCUCUGCCAAUGAAGCACCAAGCUCAAAAGCUGAUUUUGAUACUAAGGACCACUCGGGACGCAGACUGCCCGGAAAACGAAGAACGGUGGUGGCACGAUAUGGUCCACUCCGAGCAGAAUACCAGAGCAUCUCUAAAGGCUAUCAAAGCAACAGCAUUCGGACCACCAAGUACACCAUUCUCAGCUUCAUACCCAUGAAUCUUUUCCAGCAGUUUCACAGAGUAGCAAACCUGUACUUUUUGUUCUUGGUGUUACUGAACUGGUUUCCAGUGGUGGAGGCCUUUCAGAAGGAGAUUACCAUGAUCCCUCUUAUUGUUGUGCUCACUGUCAUCGCCUUCAAAGAUGCCCUAGAGGACUACAGGCGCUACUGCUACGACAAGAGGAUCAACAACAAUCGCACACAUGUAUACAAUGGUAAACAGUGCUGCUACGUGGAAAGGCGCUGGGCUGACGUGUAUGUGGGUGAUGUGGUGCAUUUGUGCUGCAAUGAGAUCAUUCCUGCUGACAUGGUGCUGCUUCACUCAUCUGAUCCAAAUGGAGUGUGUCACAUCGAGACUGCCAACUUGGAUGGUGAAACCAACCUGAAACAGAGACAGGUGGUAAAACACCUGCCACAAGAAGGAUCAGAAUUUAAUCCAGAAAGUUUCAGCAGUCGCAUCGAGUGUGAAAACCCCAAUGAUGACCUAAGACGUUUUAGAGGUUACAUGGAGCACCCCAAUAAUGUACGGAUAGGAUUACAUAAUGAAAAUCUCCUGUUGAGGAGCUGUACAGUGAGGAACACUGAGACUGUGAUUGGCAUUGUGGUCUAUGCAGGUCAUGAGACGAAAGCAAUGCAGAAUAACAGUGGACCACGCUAUAAGAGAAGUAAGCUGGAACGCAAACUCAAUAUAGACAUAAUUUGGAGUGUAGUUUUACUACUCAUCAUGUGCCUUACUUCUGCUGUGGGCCAUGGGGUGUGGCUAAGCAGCCUGAAGGAUCCAAUAUAUAUACUGCCAGAUGGCACACACCCGGCUCUUGCUGGCUUCUACAUGUUCUGGACUAUGAUCAUUGUUCUGCAGGUUCUCAUUCCCAUUUCUUUGUACGUGUCUAUAGAAAUAGUGAAAUUAGGGCAGAUCUAUUUUAUCCAGAAUGAUCUGGACAUGUAUGAUGCCAGGCUGGAUACUGGUAUACAGUGCAGGGCACUGAACAUCACUGAGGAUCUAGGUCAGAUCCAGUACUUGUUCUCAGAUAAAACAGGAACCCUGACAGAAAACCGCAUGCUGUUUCGUCGGUGCACAAUCGCCGGCAAGGAGUACCCUCAUAAAGAUCAUGCCCAAGCUAUGGAGCUAUAUGAGGAGCGGGUUGCUGGCCGACCCGAUCGCACACUCAGUCUCCGUUCUAGCUCCAGGAAGUCUCUCAGCUGCAACCGCAGCUCCUUAUCGCUCAACAUCCUCGAUGCUGCUUCUGACACCCACUCGCCACAUAGCACACUCCACCAUCACGUACCCGGGGCUUUUAGCAGCGCAAUGGCAUGUGCAGUCAUUCCAGAUGUGCAGUUGAAGGAGAAGCUGCAAGCUCUUUCGUUUCCUCCGUGUUCUGCAAUCAAGUAUGAUACUGCAGAACUUUCUCACAUCCUAGACUUCUUCCUCGCCCUGGCUGUCUGUAACACUGUGGUGGUGUCUUCCCCCAGCCAGCCACGUCACGUGGUGAAGACACCAGUGGCCCGCUCUCCUUUGCGCUCUCUAGAGGAAAUGAAGACUCUUCUGCAGAAACUCAGCCUCCCGCGCUUCUCAAUGUCCCCCAUCGAGAACUCGGACAGCCCUCCUGGCUACACCCGGAGGUUAUUUUCUAGGGGUCGUCACAAUAACACUUCUCCUACACACGCUCCUUCACACACUCCAUCACCCAGCCCUGCUGUCACACCUCAACAGCAGCACCACAUAGAGGAGCUUGAAAAAGACUACGAUGAAGAUGAUAAAGAAGAGCGUAGCGAUGAUAAAGAGGAUGAGGAGGAGUUGUUAUAUGAGGCAGAGAGCCCAGAUGAGGCUGCACUGGUUCAGGCCGCAAAGGCAUACGGCUGUACACUGCUGGGCAGGUCCCCAGAACAGCUGCUGGUUGCCCUGCCAGGCACUGAGCCACUCACUGUCCCGCUGCUUCACCUACUGCCCUUCCAUUCCGCCCGUAAGACAAUGUCAGUAGUGGUACGUCAUCCACUCACCAGCCAGGUGAUGGUCUACACCAAAGGAGCUGACAAUGUCAUUAUGGAAAUGUCUGGUACAUCAGAUCAUGGUGAUGGUUCUAGAGAAAUCAUUAAGCGAACACAGCGACACCUAGAUAACUAUGCAAAGGACGGCCUGAGGACACUCUGUGUUGCCAAAAGAGUCCUGCAGGAGGCGGAGUACAAGGCCUGGCUUACUGAACAUGCUUUUGCUGAAACCAGUAUCGAAAACAGGGAAGAACUACUUUUAGAAUCUGCUCAAAGACUGGAAACUAACCUUACAUUAUUAGGGGCGACUGGUAUAGUGGACCGAUUACAGGAGGAUGUCCCAGAGACCAUUGAAGCUUUACAGAAAGCAGGGAUUAAAGUAUGGGUCCUUACAGGGGACAAACAGGAGACAGCCAUUAACAUUGCAUGUGCCUGUAAACUCUUACGAACGACUGACCAGUUGCUCACUGCUAACUGUGACAGCAAGGAAGCAUGUGAAGCUCGGCUUUUAGAACUACAGCAGGAGAUCAGAAUCGCCAAAGACAGUUGUUUGUCGAACUUUGAUUCGGACCCGGAUGAUGCUGGCAUCACCGGCUUUACACUAGUGAUUGAUGGCCGAACAUUAGACUUUGCCCUACAGAAGGAGUUACAGAAAGUAUUUUUGGAUGUUACGGUCAGCUGUCGAUCGGUCAUAUGCUGCAGAUCUACUCCCCUGCAAAAGAGUCAAGUUGUUCGACUUGUUGGUGACUCGCUCGGGGUCAUGACCCUUGCUAUAGGGGAUGGAGCAAAUGAUGUCAGUAUGAUUCAGGUGGCAGAUGUCGGUAUCGGCAUCUCAGGGCAGGAAGGCAUGCAGGCUGUGAUGUCCAGUGAUUUUGCCAUCUCCAGAUUUAAACAUCUUAGAAAACUCCUGCUGGUUCAUGGGCACUGGUGCUACACAAGACUAGCGAACAUGAUCUUGUACUUCUUUUACAAGAACGUGAUGUAUGUAAAUCUGCUGUUCUGGUUCCAGUUCUUCUGUGGUUUCUCAGGAAGCACUAUGAGUAACUCUUGGGUGCUCAUCUUUUUUAACCUGCUGUUUACAUCAGUUCCACCACUGGUGUAUGGUGUGCUGGAUAAAGACGUGUCCGUUGGCACGCUUCUGUCCUUUCCACAGCUCUACAAAGCUGGACAGAACUCUGAGGCGUACCUUCCCUCCACUUUCUGGCUGAACCUGCUGGAUGCUUUUUACCAGAGCAUAGUCUGCUUCUUUAUUCCAUACUGUACGUACACAGGUUCAGACAUUGACCUGUUCUCUUUCGGUUCUCCCAUCAAUGGUUCAGCUCUUCUUAUCAUCCUUCUGCAUCAGGUUAUAGAGAGCCAUACACUGACGUGGCUCCAUGCAGUGGUGUUACUGGGCAGUGCCAUGUUCUAUUAUGUGUUUGUGCUAAUGUUCAGUGUCACAUGCGCGACAUGUAACUCUCCCACAAACCUAUAUGGCAUUGAGACCAGAUUGAUGUCUGAGCCACUGUAUUACUGUGUGUGUGGACUCAGUACUGCUGUAGCACUGCUACCCAGAAUAUUGUGUCGAGCCCUCUCUAACUCUCUCUGUCCAUCUGACUUGGUAAAGGCCCAGAAACUAGGCAAGUCUUCCACAGGGCAGUAUUGGGGCAAUAAGCAUCACUGGAAAGAAAACGGAUCUGCCAAAGAAAAUUUGAACUCCAGGCUUUUCCCUCAGACUCUUAGUGUAAAUGCAGACAUGCCCCACUUUGUCAACUGCACUUCAGAGGCUGGUCCUGUACCCUCCUGAUUCAUGAGCAAAAGCUGCCUUAAUACUGAUGAAUUGUCCACAUUGUCACAUCUCCAGUUUUCCACAAUACUAUGAAUACUAUGAAAAUGUCCAUAAUUAUUGUACUUUCACAGUUGGUGCUCAGUUUUAGUGCAUUCUACUAUAUAAAAAGUCACUGAAUUCUAAAAUGCUGAACAAACAGCUACUUGUCGGAGAACUGACUGAAAGCGGCUGUGAGAACUGAGAGUCUGCUCAGUUGUAGAGAAGACUGGCUGCCACGCUUGCUCUAAGUGAAAAAUGUUGUGUAUCACUGAUUUAAAUGAAAACUACAGAGAAACUAAGGUUGUAGCCUACAUGCUACAUCACCCAAAGGAAACAGUUCCAACCUGAUUUCACCAUUGGUGGAAAAUGCCCAUGUAAUUAUGUGAUUACUGGCAACACGAACAAGAACUGACAAAUUUGUCACGAUUGAUGUUUACAAUUUUAAUUACAGCAUUGUUUAGAUGGGGUAGAAAUUCUGAUCUAAUAAUAAUGAAUCAAAUUCUGGUAGACAUUCGAUAGUAUGAGUUAGUACACCAACACAAUCAGGAAAAGCUGAGUUUUCUUGUUUUAAUUCUGUUUAAUACUACACAUUACAGUGAUGUAAUUACAGAAGGUACCAAAUUACCAAAGGACACUCGUCAACAUGGAGAUCAUGGAUAACCCAUGGACCUUCAUACAAGCAACAUUAUAAUUUUAUUGGCUUUUGGAGUAUUAUUUAUAGGGAUUUGAGUAUGGGGACUUAAGAAUUGUUUGUAAAUUCAAGUCGUUACAAGUGACUACUACUAAGUGAAGUUUACUGGUGACUUUACAAAAUGAACAAAUUAAUAUAAUGUGAAAUAAGUUAACCGGGAUAUGCCUUUCGAUUUAAAUGUUUACAGAAAUGUUAACAUUUGUUAGUGCACCUAGAAAAUAUCUGGGUCAGGAAAUGUCAGCAUACUAUAAAUCGUUUGUUAAUUUGUUACAUGGUUGGUUUGUAUAUUGCAGCCUUAUGCAGUACCAGUAUUGUGAUAUUUUAAUCAGUUAACAUUCAUGUUCAAAUGCUUUAAUAAGUGUAAAACAUUCUGUUGAGUGGAUUGUACCCGUAUGGAUUGUUUUUUGUAGUCAGUACUAAUGUCUCAUGCACUUCGUUAUACUGGCUUUGGAAAGGAUUUUAUGAAAUUGAGAUAAAUGUCUUUGCUUUGAAUGAUGUUUCUCUGUGAUUGUCAUUGAAUGACCAUGUGAUUUUGUGGCUGACAUACCUGUUGAAAAGUUGUUACAUUUUUCUUUCCAUCUGUACUUUUGUGAGUUGAUAUAUUUUUGAAAGUGUUUCUUAUCUGAGAAAAAAUAAAUAAAUAGAAUUGA
Messenger RNA from Silurus meridionalis, 5874 nucleotides. It is a transcript of the gene atp10d, whose product is annotated as ATPase phospholipid transporting 10D. The transcript has 23 exons. Gene Ontology annotation, biological process: phospholipid translocation. NCBI's taxonomy places the organism in Eukaryota, Metazoa, Chordata, Actinopteri, Siluriformes, Siluridae. The record is from RefSeq and is a predicted model, not a curated record. Gene Ontology annotation, molecular function: ATPase-coupled intramembrane lipid carrier activity; ATP hydrolysis activity; magnesium ion binding. Gene Ontology annotation, cellular component: plasma membrane. The coding region runs from base 472 to 4512 and encodes 1346 amino acids.